UCACAGCGUCUGCUUCCUUUAAUGGAAACAUCUACAUGGGUGUGAUGUCAGUGAGACCUGUGUCUCUGUCUUCACAUCUCAGACCUCGUCACUCAUGGAGGGCCGUCACGUUGUUCUGCUCCUGGUCUCAGCAGUGGUUUCCUUGAGUCCUGACUGUGUUUGUGGAUCAGAGUUGAAGGUGACGGUCAGACCAGGAGACAACAUCACUCUCUACUGUGACUGCAAAAGAUCAACUGGAGUUUACAUCAUGUGGUACAGGAACUGUUCUCACGAGAACCAGCCUUCACUCGUUCUGAAAGUAAGGAAUAUACUGAAUCAAAAUCUUCCUCCUAAUUUCCACUUUCUGAAGAACCAGUCCUCUGAAUCCUACGACCUGCUGAUCCUGAACAUCACUGAGUCAGAUGAAGGUCUUUACUACUGUGGAACUGAAGAAAUAAAAGUGGAGGAAAAGGAACACAUAACUUCUAGAUAUAUUUACUACAGCUACAGCAACAUCACAACAAGAAUCAUAUUCACCUCCAGUGACUCCGGUGACUCCAUCGGUCCACCCCAUGUUGAGCCUGGUGUAUCUUGGAUGAUGGUGUUCAGUCCAGCCAUCACGGUCCUCUCCACCUUCCUGUGCCUGACUUUUGUUUAUCUCUGCAGUCAGAAUGCAGAUGAAAAAGAUCAAAUGACUGAGAGAAGACCUGACAUGGGAGAGGAAAGUACAGUGAAUCAGGAUGAAGACGCAUGUUUCACCAGAGUUGUGUUCUUGUGUGUCGAUGGACGGAACAAAUAGAUUGGCUUUGUCUGAGCGGACAUCACACAAGCUCCACUUCAAACUUCUCACAAAGUCUUUAGAGUCCGAGUUUAAAGACCUGUUAUAUUUGUACACAGUGAUGAUGCGUUUUGGGAUGCAUAGUCAAAAUGGUGUCAGAAAGUCAGCUAGUGGUGUUGAAUUAACUGUUUGUUUGUUUGUUUUCUGGCUUCUUGCCUUCACUUGAUAAGACGGUGUAUAGAGUAGUAAACAGGAAAGAGAGAGGGGGGAAUGACAUGUGGUAAUGGAACCACAGGCCGGACCUGAACCACCCACCCAGAGGACCAGAGCUUCCAAACAUUCGGGGCAACCCAACCAGCAGGUCAGCUGUGGUCAUGAAUUAACAAUUGGGUCUUCAGCAGAUGUUCAGCAGAAGCAGCUUUUGAGGACCCUUGUUUACUAUCACAAUGACGUUAAUCAUCCUACUACGACGCUCGAUGGCCGAUUAGGAUCCAAUUUGUCAAUGUCUUCAGAGACAUAAACAUCAACAAAACAGAUAUUUUCAACAAGUAAACAAGUAAACAAGUAUCGUUAUUAUAGCAAAGAUUACUUUGACACGACUAAAAGUGACAGCAAGAGACCGCUGCCAGGCUUAGAACUGUGCAACCCAAUACAUGGCCUUCCUGGGCACCCACAGUGCUGCACUUUCAGGAGGAAGACUCAGAUUUCAUUUUAACUAGUUCACCACAAUGAAUUAAUUUUUUUAACAUUAAUCCCGUUUUAGUUUGCAUACUGUUUCCAAUUUAUUCAUCAUGUGUAACUAUGUUGUAACCAUUACUAAUGUACAUGUAUUCUUCCUUUAUGUUCACCAUCUAUUUGUAAUAAAGAUUCAC
Labrus bergylta (ballan wrasse) is the source of this 1629-nucleotide messenger RNA. The record is from RefSeq and is a predicted model, not a curated record. Lineage: Eukaryota; Metazoa; Chordata; Actinopteri; Labriformes; Labridae.